This is a messenger RNA of Amoebophrya sp. A25, 211 nucleotides long. Lineage: Eukaryota; Dinophyceae; Syndiniales; Amoebophryaceae. The record is from the annotation of a GenBank genome assembly.
AUGGAGGAGAUAAACUACGCAACUGCCGCUGCCCACGGAAGUGUUUCGUUGGUGACUCCGCGAGACCGCGAAACUACGAACCGCUCAGAAGAAGUGGAGUCCAGAUCCAGAACCAGAAAGGAAGUUCACGAAAAUACAAAUUGGGGUUAUGGUGCUGAUCGCGGAAAAAAGAGCAUUUUAGGUCGUGAGACAACUCAGCAACCAAAUGGGC